GUGUCCCUAAAAUUACCCAAUAUUUCCUUUCCACACAUUCUUCCCUCUCUCUCUCCAACACACAUUCUCCUCUCUCUCUCUCUCUCUCAAGCUCGUGGUCAGCUUCAAACGCCAUGAACACUGUAGCCGCAGCUUCAGCUCUCUCUCUUCCCUUCUCCCUGUGUCCAUCGUCUAAGCUAAACACUAAAAAGGGUGUUAGAGGAGGAUUUCGGGUGUUUGCUGUAUUUGGAGAGGAAGGAGGGUUGGUUGAGAAGAAGAGUGCGUGGGGAGCCCUCUUUGAUGUGGAGGAUCCAAGGCCUAAGGUACCUCAGCUGAAAGGGAAGUUCUUGGACGUAAAUCAAGCCCUAGAAGUGGCUAGAUUUGAUAUUCAGUAUUGUGAUUGGAGGGCUCGGCAAGAUCUACUCACAAUCAUGCUUCUUCAUGAAAAGGUUGUGGAAGUUUUAAAUCCUCUAGCUCGUGAUUACAAGUCCAUUGGUACCAUGAAGAAGGAGCUUGCAGAGUUGCAAGAAGAACUAGCACAAGCUCACCAACAGGUUCAUCUAUCUGAAGCAAGGGUUGCCACAGCUUUAGAUAGGCUAGCUUACAUGGAAGCAUUGGUUAAUGAUAGGCUGCUACAAGAUAGAAGCACAACAGAGUCCAAUCAAGCAUGCCCCUCUUCGAGUACAUCCUCAGAAGCUCUGGAUACUGUAAAAAGCAAGUUGGUCCGAAAAAGCUUGAAUGUUUCUGGUCCUGUCCAACCUUACCAUCAUCGCUUGAAGAAUUUCUGGUACCCUGUUGCUUUCUCCGCUGACCUGAAGGACGACACUAUGAUUCCAAUUGAUUGCUUUGAUGAACCAUGGGUUGUGUUCCGUGGGAAAGAUGGAAAACCAGGAUGUGUUCAGAACACCUGUGCACAUAGGGCAUGUCCUCUUCACCUUGGUUCAGUAAAUGAAGGUCGCAUACAAUGCCCAUACCAUGGGUGGGAGUACUCAACAGAUGGAAAAUGUGAGAAAAUGCCGUCUACAAGAUUACUUAAUGUGAAAAUUAGAUCAUUGCCCUGUUUUGAGCAAGAGGGGAUGAUUUGGAUAUGGCCCGGUAGCGAACCUCCAGCAGCUAAACUUCCCUCUUUAAAUCCUCCUCCAGGAUUCAAAAUUCAUGCCGAGAUUGUCAUGGAACUGCCAGUGGAACAUGGGCUGCUUUUAGAUAACCUUUUGGACCUUGCGCAUGCCCCUUUCACCCACACUUCCACUUUUGCUAAGGGAUGGAGUGUUCCCAGCUUGGUGAAAUUCUUGACGCCUGCAUCUGGCCUCCAAGGGUACUGGGAUCCCUAUCCAAUCGACAUGGAAUUUCGACCACCUUGUAUGGUGCUAUCAACCAUCGGAAUUUCAAAGCCUGGAAAAUUGGAGGGGCAAAACACCCAGCAGUGCUCAACCCACCUUCAUCAACUUCAUGUGUGUUUACCUUCAUCUAGACAGAAGACAAGACUAUUAUACAGAAUGUCGCUGGAUUUUGCUCCCAUCCUGAAGCACAUCCCCUUCAUGCAUUAUCUAUGGCAGUAUUUUGCAGAAAAGGUCUUGAAUGAGGACCUACGACUAGUAGUUGGCCAACAAGAACGGAUGAUAAAUGGGGCAAAUGUUUGGAAUUCCCCAGUUUCCUAUGAUAAGCUGGGGGUAAGAUACAGGUUAUGGAGAGAUGCAGUAGACCGAGGAGCUAAGGAACUACCCUUUGGCAAAUCAAUAUAGAGUGAGAUUUGUGGAUGGGCCAAUUUCUCACUGCUGCUUUUGGAGCCCUCCAUAACCAGCUGAACACUGGCAUUGCCAAAUUGCAGGUGAUAAAGUCAAAACUGAAAACACUACCUCACAAUCUUGUGCAGUUACCAGCUCUAUAGCUCGAUCUAAGGGAAUUGCAGAGCAGCUUUGUUAGAAACUGUCUACUAAUCUGACCCCAACCAAGAGUUGGGGUCUGCAUACAAAGCUAGCCCUUGUAAAAUCAAGAAACUGUACACUAUCUUUGUUGUUUUUGUGUACAGUGUUGAACCAACUUCAUCCUUUUUUUUUUUUUUCUCCCGAAUGGACACUGAGGAGGUUCUGAAGAUUGUUUUCCAGUCCUAUAAACUGGCCUUAAGUACUCUUGUUGUAUAGUAGUAUCCUCAUUUUUUAAAUGAAAAUAGAAGAAUUCAAGUUGAUUGUCAA
This is a messenger RNA of Malania oleifera, 2171 nucleotides long. Its product is annotated as chlorophyllide a oxygenase, chloroplastic. Gene Ontology annotation, cellular component: chloroplast. The transcript has 9 exons. Gene Ontology annotation, biological process: chlorophyll biosynthetic process. Bases 114 to 1721 code for a protein of 535 amino acids. The record is from RefSeq and is a predicted model, not a curated record. Gene Ontology annotation, molecular function: 2 iron, 2 sulfur cluster binding; chlorophyllide a oxygenase activity; iron ion binding. Lineage: Eukaryota; Viridiplantae; Streptophyta; Magnoliopsida; Santalales; Ximeniaceae.